Messenger RNA from Scatophagus argus, 1739 nucleotides. Its product is annotated as zona pellucida sperm-binding protein 3-like. Gene Ontology annotation, biological process: binding of sperm to zona pellucida; egg coat formation; positive regulation of acrosome reaction. Gene Ontology annotation, molecular function: acrosin binding. Gene Ontology annotation, cellular component: extracellular matrix. NCBI's taxonomy places the organism in Eukaryota, Metazoa, Chordata, Actinopteri, Scatophagidae. The record is from RefSeq and is a predicted model, not a curated record. Bases 218 to 1534 code for a protein of 438 amino acids. The transcript is spliced from 9 exons.
GUAACUGCUUCCAGCUGCCCCCUCCAUGUGAUUUGAUUGGUUUGAAGAGGGAAGUGUUUGAGACACUGGGAGGAUUAUUUCCAGCAUUUGAACCCUCUUUGUCCUAUUUAAAAUACAGAAAAGUUUGGAUUUCAUAUAUCCUUAUCUUACUGAGUGGGUUGAGCAGGAGUCAAGUUUCCCAUUUCUUAAAAGCCUCUUGUUUAGAGAAAAGAGCAUAAUGUUGACUGCCGGUCGCUCGGCCACUCUGGCACUAUUGCUGUCCUUCGCUUUUGGUUUUGCAGAUGCCAUUCGACCUUUAAAAAAUGGACCCAUGAUCGAUGCUGAAGGAAGGGAAUAUAAAUCUCCCUCAUUAAGAACUGAUGUGGAAAACAUCAGCGGGCCUCAGCUCAAUGAUGGAUCCACUGUCCGUGUUCAUUGCACAGAAACGUCCAUGAUCAUUGUGGUGAAGGCUGACCUCUAUAAAACUGGACGUCUUGUGUCUCCUGCUGAGCUUUUUUUGGCAGAAGCUGAUCACUCACAGAGCGGUCGGUGUCAAGCUGUUGCUGCUGGUGACGCUGAAUAUGUCAUUGAAGCUCAACUACAAGACUGUGGCUCCACAUUAACUAUAUCUGAGGAUCAUGUGAUCUACUCAAACAAGCUAGUAAUCUCACCAGCUGCCGGGUAUCAUGGCAUCACGAGGACGGGACACGCUGUGGUUCCUGUUUCCUGUCACUAUAAAAGGACACACGUUGUGAGCAGUGGCGCUCAAAAUCCAGCACUGGCCAUCUCUGCUUCGGAUCACUCCGCUUUGGAUCACUCCGCUUUGGAUCACUCUGCUUUGGAUCACUCUGCUUUGGAUCACUCCGCUUCGGAUCACUCCGCUUUGGAUCACUCUGCUUUGGAUCACUCUGCUUUCUCUCUAAAGCUGAUGACUGAUGACUGGACAAGAGAGACAAUCUCCAGCACCUUCUAUCUUGGAGACCCCCUGCACCUUGAGGCAUCCUACAUGGGCUCUGAUUCGGGACAAAGACGACUCUUCAUGGACAACUGUGUUGCUACUCUGUCACCUGACGCCACAUCGGUUCCCAGAUACUACUUUAUUGAAAACCAUGGGUGUCUCACUGAUGCAAAACAGGGAGGAUCAAACACUCUGUUCCGACCCAGACGGAGAACGUAUUCGCUUCAGCUGCAGCUUAGUGCCUUCCUAUUUCACCAGGAUUCGAGGAAUUCGAUAUUUAUUACUUGCCAGCUGAAAGCUACCUUUGGAAUGUGGACUAGUAACCCCGUCAACAAGGCUUGCAAUUACAUACAUUCAAGAUGGGCAAAUGUGGACGGGUUUGAUGAUGUGUGUCGCUGUUGUGAUGGUACCUGUGACCAAAGUUCUCCCAGAACGAACUAUAAGACAAAUUUGAAAGGUCUGGUCACUGAAGAUAACGUGGCUUGUGGCACUGUAACUCUUGGUCCAUUGAUGAUUUUCCCAAGCGACUGGUGUCGGUUGGCGUCUGACUGCCUCGAUGAAACAUCUGAACUAACGGGUCUGAGUGGCUCCAGCUAAACCGGAAGUUGCAAGUAGGUUGCGCAGCUAAACCGGAUGUGUGAAAUUGGCGGAGUGUAUUAGGUGACGGGAAUGCGAAUUUGGCUGUGGAGUAAACUGCUUUUCACAGUAGAUAAGGGGCAUUUAAACGACUCAUUUUUAGUAUAAGUGCCUCUAACUUCCGUGUUACUGUUGUUGUAAUAAAACGAUGAGUAGUAAAUACUGA